Molecule: messenger RNA, 696 nt
Organism: Phalaenopsis equestris
Lineage: Eukaryota; Viridiplantae; Streptophyta; Magnoliopsida; Asparagales; Orchidaceae
Product: glycine-rich protein 5-like
Exons: 2
Coding region: 1-696 (231 amino acids)
Source: RefSeq, a predicted model, not a curated record
AUGGCGAUGUUGUUGAUUUUGGGUUGUUUGAGCGUGAGAAGCUUUGGGAGGGAGCUGUUGAGUGGGGAUGAGGAGAAGCAAUUGGGGCUGGCUAAGGGAGGAGGGUUAGGGUUUGGAGGAGGUGUCGGAGGUGGUGGUGGGUUUGGGAAGGGGGGAGGGUUGGGAGGUGGGAUUGGCAAAGGAGGUGGUUUUGGUGGUGGUAUUGGGAAGGGAGGGGGUUUUGGUGGGGGGAUUGGUAAGGGAGGAGGUUUAGGCGGUGGUAUAGGGAAGGGAGGAGGGGUUGGUGGAGGUGGGGGAUAUGGGAAGGGAGGAGGGUUAGGUGGAGUUGUGGGAAAAGGUGGGGGCUUUGGAGGGGGGAUAGGGAAAGGUGGAGGCUUUGGUGGUGGGCAUGGUGGGGGAGCCGGAGCGGGUGGUGGGUUUGGCAAAGGAUGGGGAAUUGGAGGCGGAUUUGGCAAAGGUGGUGGUUUUGGAGGAGAUUUGGGGGAGGGGUUGGUAAGGGAGGUGGAUUUGGAGGAGGUUAUGGUGGGGCUAAUGGAGGCGGUGCUGGUGGCGGCGGCUUCGGUGGAGGGGGAGGCGGUGGUUGUGGUGGUGGAGGUCAUGGAGGUGGUGGGUGGGUUUAAGCUUUGGAGUGGAGGGAAUGGAAUGAGUGGACUUUCAUGGCCUCCUUCAUCCUUCUGGUUAACUUUUUCAGGUUAA